AUGAACAUAGGGUUGGCCUUCGUCACUCUCUCGCUCUUCUCCGUUCUGAAGAAGCAGCCUUCGAACGCCGCCAUCUACUACGCCCGCCCUCUCUCUCACCGCCGCCACGUUCCCUUUCACUCUCCUCCGUCGCCUCUAUGCCGUUUCCUUCCUUCCGUCGCUUGGGUUUCCCGCGCUUUCCGUGUGAGCGAAGGUGAGAUCAUCGACGCUUAUGGCCUCGACUCUCUUGUCAUCAUCAGGCUCUUCAAAUUCGGCAUUAAGUUUUUCGCGGUGUGUUCUCUUGUUGGGUUGGUGGUACUGCUCCCUGUUAAUUAUGGUGCCCAGGAGGUUGAAAAUGGGAGUUCCUUUACAAUGGAUUCUUUUACAAUAUCCAAUGUUAAAAUAGGUUCAAAUAGAAGGAUUCAGCAAAUUCAAAAGUUAAAGCAUAGGCCUGAUCAAUUUACUAUCGUGGUUCGUGAAAUUCCAUUAUGCAUUGAACACAAGGCUCGUGACUGUUGUGUUGAUCAUUUCUUCAGUAAACAUUAUCCAAACACUUACUAUUCCUAUCAAAUGGUGUACAGAACUGAUGAUCUUGAGGAAUCGGUGAACCAAGCGAAGUCCCUUGCAAGAAAAAUAGAGGAUAUGAGAGAGAGUUGUAUGGCCAAGAGAAGUAGGGAUAGGUUGUCACUCUCGGGUUUAUUACAUCAAGAGACUUCAAAAGCUGCUUUGCUCGAGGAAAAGCUUCAAGCACUUAGUCACAAGAUUCAUCAGUUGCAACGCAAGGAUAUCCUUCAGAAAAAGGAGUUGCCUGUUGCUUUUGUAACAUUCAAGUCUCGUUCGGGUGCUGCAGCAGCAGCUCAUUUGCAACAGCAUUCACAUCCACUUCUUUGGAUCACUGAACAUGCCCCAGAACCAAGGGAUGUUUCAUGGAGGAAUAUGAGAGUAUCCUACAGAGUAGUUCCACUUCAUAGACUAGGCGUUCUCAUUGCAGCAUCACUGCUUACAGUUUUCUUUGCCAUACCGGUUACCGCAGUUCAAGGAAUAGCCAAAUAUGAGAAACUGAAGAAAUGGUUUCCUCCAGCCAUGGCUGUGCAGUUCAUACCAGGACUAAGCUCUAUAGUGACUGGUUUUCUUCCAAGUGUGGUACUCAAAGGAUUUAUAUAUAUUGUGCCUUUUACAAUGUUUGCUAUGGCUAAAAUAUCUGGAUGUAUUGCAAGAAGUAAAGAGGAGAUCAAAGCCUGCAACAUGGUUUUCUACUUUCUGGUUGGAAAUGUGUUCUUCUGGAGUGUGUUAUCAGGAUCCCUUCUUGAUUUAAUUGGAGAAUUUAUUACUCAACCCAAUAAUAUUCCGAGUCAUCUUGCUGAAGCUGUCUCUGCCCAAGCAGAUUUCUUUGUGACAUACAUCUUGACAGAUGGUCUCUCUGGGUUUUCUAUGGAGGUUAUCCAGCCUGGCAUGCUAAUUUGGGAUCUUUUGAAGUCUUGUGCUUAUGGCCGUCAAAGAGAGAGAAGUCCUUACCUUUAUUCAUUUCCUUACUUCAGAAUAAUCCCUUUAGUCUCUCUUUCAGUUCUAAUCGGAACAGUGUAUGCAGUAGUGGCACCAUUUUUGCUACCAUUUCUUGUCGUCUACUUCUGUUUAGGCUAUGUUGUCUUUGUCAACCAGAUUCAAGAUGUAUAUGAAACUACUUACGAAACAUGUGGACAAUAUUGGCCAUACAUUCAUCACUACAUUCUCCUUGCAAUCAUUCUCAUGCAGAUAACCAUGAUUGGUUUAUUUGGAUUGAAGUUAAAACCAGCUGCUUCUAUAUCAACCAUUCCAUUAAUUAUGUUCACAUGGAUGUUCAGUGAGUACUGCAAGAUGCGCUUUCUCCCUUCCUUCCACCAUUAUUCUCUCCUGGAUGCUGCAGAAAAUGAUGAAGUUGAUGAAAAGUGUGGACUACUGGAGUUACGUUGUGAGAGUGCAAUGAAUGCCUAUUAUCCACCAGGUUUACGACCAGUGAAUUUCAUGGCAUCAGAAUCCACCUCCACACCAUUAGUUGUCCACAGAGUUGACAAACACAGGAAAAGACGAAGGUUUCUGAGGAAGGAAAUGGAGCAAAGAGUGCAUCCUUCUUUCAUAAGGAGAUGGACUUAUGACGUUUUCCUGAGUUUUAGAGGAGAGGAUACCCGCUUUGGUUUCACCGGUCAUCUCUACAAUGUUUUAUGCCAAAAGGGGAUCAAGACUUUCAUGGAUAGUGAGACGCUUGAGAGAGGAGAACAAAUUUCAGCCACCAUUUUCAAAGCCAUUGAAGAGUCUAGGAUGGCCAUUAUUGUGUUCUCGAAAAGCUAUGCAUCCUCCACAUGGUGCCUUGAAGAACUUGUCAGAAUCCUCGAUUGUAAGAAAACCAAGAAACUCAGAGUUUAUCCGGUAUUUUACAACGUGCAUCCAUCAGAGGUUCGACAUCAGACCGGAUGUUAUGGUCUACAUUUGGCUAACCAUGAAAGUAAAAUGAGGUGUGAACAAGAAAAGGUGAAAAUUUGGAGGAUGGCUCUGCAUGAAGCUGCCAAUAUUGCAGGGUGGCCUUUUCAAAAUGGCCGAGUUGAGAUAUGUUAUUGUUGA
This is a messenger RNA of Sphenostylis stenocarpa, 2574 nucleotides long. The record is from the annotation of a GenBank genome assembly. NCBI's taxonomy places the organism in Eukaryota, Viridiplantae, Streptophyta, Magnoliopsida, Fabales, Fabaceae.